Rotaria sordida is the source of this 1068-nucleotide messenger RNA. The record is from the annotation of a GenBank genome assembly. Lineage: Eukaryota; Metazoa; Rotifera; Eurotatoria; Philodinida; Philodinidae.
AUGAUUCGUAUUAAAAACAAUGAUGAUCAUCAUGCAUCUAUUUCAACAUUUACUAUUUUAACAUACAAUUGUCUUGCUUCAAAUCUUGCUGAACCAAAAUAUUUUCCACAAACUGAUCCAACACAUCUUGAUUUUUCUUAUCGAUCGAAAUUAUUUGAACAUGAAUUACAAUUAUUCAAUGCUGAUAUUGUAUGUUUACAAGAAAUUCAUCAAGACAAUUUUCAUCAAUGGCUUAGUCCAUUUCUUUUUCAAUUGGGAUAUGACGAAGGUACUUUUGCUAAACGUGGUGGUAUCAAAGCUAAAGAUGGUGUUGUAAUAUUUUUCAAACGAGAUAAAUUUAAAUUGAUAACUCAACAUCGACUAGAUUAUUUCGAUAGUGCACAAAUUCAAUUUCCAACAGAAGCAUCAUUAGCUACAUACAAUGUUGCUCUCUUUUGUCUUCUUCAAAUUCAAAAUAAUAAGACAAAUGUAUCCAAUGAAGAAGAACAACAAAUUUGGAUAUGUAAUACACAUUUAAAUUGGAAUCAUACUUUACCUGCUACACAAUUCUUUCAAAUUCGUACUCUUAUUAAUGAACUUACUCGAUUAAAUAAAGAAACUUGUAAUAAACCAUUUGUGAUUGUUGGUGAUUUUAAUAGUACACAUGAUUCAGUUGUUCAUGAUUAUAUUAGAAAUGGAUUUCUUACAGAUACAGUUGAUUAUUAUUCAAAAUUAUAUCAAAUCUAUUUGCCAUUGUUCGAUGGUGAUUCAACUAAAACUAGAAAAUAUCUUACUGGAUCUCAUAUGUACAAAAAUGUUAUGGAGAGUGCUUAUAAUAAAAAUACAUUUUUAAUGCCAUUCACCAGACGAGUUACUGAUAAUUUUUGUGGAACUAUUGAUUAUAUUUAUUAUCAACGUGAUCGUAUGUGUUCUCGACAAUUAUUAAAUGUAUUGCAGAAUGAUGGUGAACGAGCAAUGCAUGACGAUUUUACUUUACCAAAUAGUCAACAUCCGAGUGAUCAUUUACCAUUAAUGGCUGAACUUGAUUUACUUCCAUUGUCUACUGAAAAUGACAAUACAAAUAAAUAA